This is a messenger RNA of Lichtheimia ornata, 1404 nucleotides long. RefSeq lists its product as uncharacterized. Gene Ontology annotation, molecular function: nitrate transmembrane transporter activity; nitrite transmembrane transporter activity. Bases 1 to 1404 code for a protein of 467 amino acids. Gene Ontology annotation, cellular component: membrane. Lineage: Eukaryota; Fungi; Mucoromycota; Mucoromycetes; Mucorales; Lichtheimiaceae. The transcript has 4 exons. The record is from RefSeq and is a predicted model, not a curated record. Gene Ontology annotation, biological process: nitrate transmembrane transport; nitrite transport.
AUGAGGGCGAUGCAUUUGGCAUGGAUAUCGUUUAUGGUUGCAUUCAUGGCAUGGUUCUCCAUCCCACCGGUAAUGGAUCAUAUUGCAGAAAACUUGAACAUCCCAUCAGCUGAGAUGUAUGACUCGAACAUGGCUGCUGUUGCUGUUACUAUUGUGGCACGUAUCGUUAUAGGCCCGAUGUGUGAGCGUUUUGGUCCUCGACGUGUAAUGGCAACCAUAUUGAUUGUUGGUGCUAUCCCUUGUGGGUUGACUGGGCUCUUGGCAAAUAGUGCUGGCCUAAUCGUUCUUAGAUGUGUCAUUGGCAUAUUGGGUGGAGCGUUUGUUCCAUGUCAAUUUUGGACCUCACAGAUGUUUGCUCCCUCUGUGGUUGGAACAGCUAAUGCCAUUUCAGCUGGUUGGGGCAAUAUGGGAGCCGGCAUAGCCUACUUGCUCAUUCCAGCUUGCUUCGGUGGCAUUGCCAAGCACGCGGGUGAUUCCAUUGCAUGGCGUGUUGUUUUCGUUAUCCCAGCUGGUAUCUGCAUCCUAGUGGCAUUUAUCGAUUACUUUUGCUCAACCGAUACUCCUCAUGGUGAUUGGCUAAAGUUGCGACGACAAGAGGCUCAAGAGAAGGAUGUUGUAUCUGUAAUGGAAGCAACCAACAGUGAAUGUGCUGACACGACAUUAGCGCCUGACUCUGAAAAGAAGUUUCCACCAUCAACAUCAUCAGCACAAGGAACCAAUGAUGAUGAUGAAUCAAUAUCCGAUGUCAAGCGCACCGAAUCCGGUAUGGAUGCACUUUUGGGUGUAUUCCGAGUCCUUAUCAAACCAAAUGUGUUGAUCAUGGUGGUAUUCUACAUUUGCUCUCUUGGCACCGAGUUGGCUAUUGAUAAUGUCGUUGGCCAAGUAUUUCGCACCAACUUUGGUCUUGAUCCAGCAACAUCGGCAUACAUUGGUUCAGUCUUUGGGUUGCUCAACUUGUUCUCUCGACUUGGUGGUGGGCUAUUUUCAGACUUUUGGGCACAUCGUUUCCAUCUCCCAGGACGUAUCAUGGCCCACUUUAUAAUCAUGCUCAUUGAAGGGAUCGCAUUGAUUGGAUUCAGCUUUGGAUUGGAUACAAACCUCGGUGGUGCUAUUGCAUUGAUGGUCUUUUUCAGUUUGUUUGUGCAAGCAGCAGCAGGGACUACCUUUGGAUUGGUACCCUUUGUUGAUCCAGUCAACAAUGGCAAGGUCAUGGGCAUCGUUGGUGCAGGUGGUAACCUUGGUGGUUUAAUAUUCAACCUCAUGUUUAGCAAGUUCCAACCCGACUUUCCUGGUGCCUUUUUAUGUUUAGGAUGCAUUACUACAGGGGUUGCCAUACUCGGAUGCGCAUUGUUACGUGUGCAGGGCAAGACAUUAUGGCACCUAUUUGGCAAUCGCCAUCAUUGA